Molecule: messenger RNA, 2515 nt
Organism: Toxotes jaculatrix (banded archerfish)
Lineage: Eukaryota; Metazoa; Chordata; Actinopteri; Toxotidae
Gene: slc7a14a
Product: solute carrier family 7 member 14a
Exons: 9
Coding region: 218-2515 (765 amino acids)
Biological process (GO): transmembrane transport; amino acid transport
Cellular component (GO): plasma membrane
Molecular function (GO): amino acid transmembrane transporter activity
Source: RefSeq, a predicted model, not a curated record
UGGAAUUCCACUAAACCAGGAUAAGAGAGAGAGGUGGCAGAAAACUGAGGCACAGGCAGCAAGAUCUUCUUCCAUUAUUUGGAAGCGCUCUACACAGUUGUUUGCUCAAGAAAACUGUGAAAGAACAAAAGAAAAAGGAACAAAGAUCCAGUAUCUUUCCACUCUUCCUUCUGAAAUUCUUCCCUUUGACUCUGACCCUUGACCUUUAGCACUCAGUAUGAGUGGUGUGGUAGGAAAGCUGGACCCUCGCAGGAUACAAUGGGGCUCGGCAUGGAACACCUUCACAUCUCGUGUCCUGAGGACCAAACCUGUGGAAUCCAUGUUGGAUUCAGCCAUGUCAGGCACCGGCUCCCACGGGACCAGACUGGCCCGGGUCUUAUCUACAGUGGACCUGGUGUCGCUCGGUGUGGGCAGCUGUGUUGGGACGGGGAUGUAUGUGGUAUCAGGGCUGGUUGCCAAGGAGAUGGCCGGUCCGGGGGUCAUUGUGUCAUUCAUUAUUGCCGCUGUGGCCUCCAUACUGUCAGGAGUGUGUUAUGCAGAGUUCGGCGUGCGUGUGCCUAAGACCACAGGUUCGGCCUACACAUACAGCUACGUGACUGUGGGCGAGUGCGUGGCGUUUUUCAUCGGCUGGAACUUAAUUCUGGAGUAUCUGAUUGGCACGGCGGCGGGGGCCUCGGCUCUCAGCAGCAUGGCGGACUCGCUGGCCAAUCACAGCAUCAGCAACUUUAUGAUUUCACACAUUGGGACGCUCAAUGGCUUAGGUAAAGGGGAGCAGUCGUACCCAGACCUGCUGGCGCUGCUGAUAGCACUGCUGGUGACGGUGAUAGUGGCUUUGGGAGUGAAGAACUCUGUGGGCUUCAACAAUGUGCUGAACGUCAUCAACCUCAUAGUGUGGGUGUUCAUGAUGAUCGCCGGGCUGUUCUUUGUUAACGGAGAGAACUGGGACGAAGGGAGAUUCUUGCCCUUUGGCUGGUCGGGGGUGAUGCAGGGAGCAGCCACGUGUUUCUAUGCCUUCAUCGGUUUUGACAUCAUAGCUACGACAGGAGAGGAGGCCAAGAGUCCCAACACGUCCAUCCCCUACGCCAUCACUGCCUCACUCAUCACCUGCCUCACUGCCUACGUCUCUGUUUCUGUGAUCCUGACUCUGAUGGUUCCCUACAAUGAGAUUGACGCAGACGCCCCGCUCAUGGAGAUGUUUGCCAUGCAUGGCUGUAUGUUUGCGAAGUACAUCGUGGCAGUUGGCUCCAUAGCCGGACUCACUGUCUCCUUGCUGGGGUCCCUGUUCCCCAUGCCUAGGGUCAUCUAUGCCAUGGCAGGGGAUGGCCUGCUUUUUAAGUUCCUGGCAAAUGUGUCUUCCUACACAGAGACCCCUGCUGUUGCCUGCGUGGUGUCGGGCUUUCUGGCAGCCCUGCUGUCCCUCCUGGUCAGCCUCAGAGACCUCAUAGAGAUGAUGUCCAUAGGAACCCUGCUGGCCUAUACCCUGGUGAGUCUAUGUGUUCUCCUGUUACGUUACCAACCUGAGGGCGACAUCCACGGAUUCGUCAACUUCCUCUCUGAAGAGCAGAACAACAAGAGGAAGGAAGGCGUCUUGGCUGAGUGCGAGAAAGACGCCUGUUCGCCAACCAGCGAGGCCGAUGAGUAUGGAGGUCCGCCCACGAACACCUGCGGAGCCAAAAAUCUGCCAUCAUUGGGUGACAAUGAGAUGCUGAUAGGCAAACCAGAUAAAAACGCCUACACUGCCAGUCACCCAAACUAUGGCACGGUGGAUAUGACCACUGGCAUUGAAGCAGAGGAGUCAGAGGGCGGAAUGUCCCGGCGGUUGAAGAAGCUGAUUGGACCACGCUAUUACACCUUGAGGAUCCGACUGGGCCUCCCAGGAAAGAUGGACAGGCCGACUCCAGCCACGGGGAAGACUGUCACUGUGUGUGUGCUGCUGCUCUUCAUCUUCAUCUUUGCUUUUUGCUCCUUCAUCAUUUUUGGAUCAAGCUGUAUCGGGGAGGGUCGCUGGUGGGCUUUGCUGCUAUUAAUCCUCCUCAUCAUCAUCAUCGCCCUGCUCAUCAUCAUCAUCCUCCAGCAACCUGAGAACCCCAAGCGGCUGCCCUAUAUGGCGCCCUGUGUGCCCUUUGUACCUGCUUCAGCCAUGCUGGUCAACAUUUACCUCAUGCUUAAACUGUCUGCCAUCACCUGGAUACGCUUUUCAAUCUGGUGCCUCGUGGGUGUGCUCAUCUACUUUGGCUACGGCAUGUGGAAUAGUACACUGGAGAUCACGGCCAGAGAGAACGAGGUGCACGCCUCCACUUACCAGCGCUAUGAUCAGGGUGUGGAUGAAGGCUUCUGUGGCUUCGAUGAUGAUUUCUACCCACCCACCACUGACAGCUGGGGUGCGCCUGAGGGGGGAUCGGGGCUCACUCCGCCCCCUCAGGCAAAACCAGAAAGUGAAGGGAUCUCAUCCAAAGGUGGUGGCAGGACCGUUGCCAAUCACGGCCUCGCUGAGGAGGAUCCAAUGGAUUUCUGA